GUUCUGGAUGCUCGGGACUUCUGCUCUUGGGACUUGGCCGCCGGGAUCUGCGGGUGCACGGCUUCGGAAAAAAGUUGAGAAUUUUGCCAGGUCAUUUCUGCCUGGACACAGUUAAUCAGUGUGUAUUUAGUGUGCUUCGUUGAAGCUGUCCUGCCGUGUAGAAUCAGCGUGUAUAGCCUCAGGGGUGCAUCGUGAAAACAGAACCAAAGGAAUUAUAUAGGCCUGCUUUGUGUGUGUUUUCCCACUUUAAGCUUGUUUUCAGUACACAUACUUUUGCUUUAAAAACCUGAUUGGAUUGUGGCGAGCAGACAUUUGUUCAAAGGAGGAGUAGCGACCACAACAGUACUUUUGAAGGGGGCUUGGUAAUGUGGAAAUAUUUUAAGUGCUCUUUCCGAACACUGAUUUGCUGUCUCGAUUCAGAUGUCCCUGGUAGAUUUGGGAAAGAAGCUUUUGGAAGCAGCACGAGCAGGUCAAGAUGAUGAAGUUCGUAUUUUGAUGGCAAAUGGAGCUCCUUUUACUACAGACUGGCUGGGAACCUCUCCACUUCAUCUGGCAGCACAGUAUGGACAUUAUUCUACCACAGAAGUACUACUCCGAGCUGGUGUAAGUAGGGAUGCAAGAACCAAAGUGGACCGAACGCCACUACAUAUGGCAGCUUCUGAGGGCCAUGCCAGCAUAGUGGAGGUUUUGCUUAAGCAUGGUGCUGAUGUUAAUGCAAAGGACAUGUUGAAGAUGACAGCUCUACAUUGGGCCACAGAACACAAUCAUCAAGAAGUGGUGGAACUUUUAAUCAAAUAUGGUGCUGAUGUACACACGCAAAGUAAAUUUUGUAAAACUGCAUUUGAUAUUUCAAUAGACAAUGGGAAUGAAGAUUUGGCAGAGAUAUUACAGAUUGCUAUGCAGAACCAAAUCAACACAAACCCGGAGAGUCCGGACACAGUGACGAUACAUGCCGCCACACCACAAUUUAUCAUCGGACCUGGAGGGGUGGUGAACCUAACAGGUCUGGUAUCUUCAGAAAAUUCAUCCAAGGCAACAGAUGAAACCGGCGUAUCUGCUGUUCAGUUUGGAAACUCGUCUACGUCAGUAUUAGCUACGUUAGCUGCCCUAGCUGAAGCAUCUGCUCCGCUCUCCAACUCUGCAGAAACGCCAGUAGUGGCUACGGAGGAAGUAGUUACUGCAGAAUCUGUGGAUGGUGCCAUUCAGCAAGUAGUUAGUUCAGGGGGUCAGCAAGUCAUCACAAUAGUCACAGAUGGAAUUCAGCUUGGAAAUUUGCACUCCAUUCCGACCAGUGGAAUAGGUCAGCCCAUCAUUGUGACCAUGCCAGAUGGACAACAAGUAUUAACAGUACCAGCAACCGACAUUGCUGAAGAAACUGUUAUAAGCGAAGAACCACCAGCCAAGAGACAAUGUAUCGAAAUAAUUGAAAACCGGGUGGAAUCUGCAGAAAUAGAAGAGAGAGAAGCUCUUCAGAAACAGCUGGAUGAAGCAAAUCGAGAAGCACAAAAAUAUCGACAGCAGCUUCUAAAGAAAGAACAGGAAGCAGAGGCCUACAGACAAAAAUUAGAAGCUAUGACUCGUCUUCAGACUAAUAAAGAAGCUGUCUAAUUAACUACGAACACGUAGUUUGAAUUUACUUUUGGUUAAGAAAGAACACAGUCUUGAACUGUACACCGCAGGAAGCCAGGAUAACAGAAGAGACUACGGAUUGACGAUCGGACUUAAGCCAUGAGCUCUGAAUCCUUGUAACAUAAAACUCUACUUUAGACAUUGUGAAAUGUAUUUAAAACUGAAUUCUGUAAAUAGUUUUUGUUUUUUUUACAGUUCCAAAUGAGUUAUAAAGAUUGUUGAAGAGAUCCAAAAACACAAUAAGCCACUGUUUUUGUGAAUUCUUUUUGAUUUUAGUAUGAACCUUAAUUUCUCAGAAACAGAACAGUUUUAAGGGUGAUCGUUGUUGAUUAGACCAAAUGUUAUGUAAUAAUUAUGUGGUGGACUGAUGCUGGAAUUACUCCUGUAGGUAUAAACUUCUAUAUGAAAAGAAGAUUUCUCCCAGGAAAUCUUUGUACAGCUUUAAGUUGUCUCAGAUUCUCUGAAAACAUUUUUUAGAAAGCAGAUUUUUAUAUUUGUUCAAUUUCAGCUAUACCCAAGUAGAUUUACAUGUAUAUGAAGCAAAUAUUUUUUAAACUUUCUGUUUGUACAUAUUCUGCAUGUUUUAUAAUUUCAAAAUGCAUCACUUGCAUAGGUAUUUUUCCCACAAAGAUGAUGAAAGUGAACUGGGGGAAAAAUACUUUUAUUCUGUAGGUCAUUGAAAGUUAAGUAAGCUAGCAGCUGGUUUUAUUGGAAUGACAAUGUUCUUAGAAGGAGCAGCUUACAAGAUAACUUGAAUUUGCAAACUGCAAAAUCUAUGCUUUUUUGAAAAUUUCAUAGUGGGGACGUGAAACUGUAUUCUGUGCCUUCCAUCAUGAUUUCCACAUGAAAGCACUUUAAGGCACUGGAUUUUAAGAUAAUGUUUUUGGAAUACUCAGAGCAUAUGGGUUUCUGAAAUAUUUCAUGGACUCAUUUCCCCCCAGGAACUUAUUCUUAUGGUAAAAAAAAUGCUUUUGUAUGUAGAACAAGAACUUUUUGUACUACAGUGAUGCUAGAUAUGUCUAACAUAACUUUUACUUUUCCCUGUGAAAGCUGUAUGUCUGUGCUGUGUGUGACUUGCUCUCAUCACAAUAUCAUUGAAUUCCACAAUGUAUGGACAUUAAACUCUGACAUACUGUUCAUUCUUUUUUGUAAAACAUAACUUCAAGCUCUUUUUUCUUGCUUUAUUUUUUAAUGUCUUAUGCUUUAUGAACAUGUUUAACCCUAAGACCCUUCUAGAUUACAUAUCUGUAUAAAGAAGCAAUUACCCUUAAAACUGUACUCUGGCCUACUUUUCUAUUUUACAAUUAAAUAUCUUUUCCACAUACA
Messenger RNA from Zalophus californianus (California sea lion), 2955 nucleotides. It is a transcript of the gene GABPB1, whose product is annotated as GA binding protein transcription factor subunit beta 1. Gene Ontology annotation, cellular component: nucleus. Gene Ontology annotation, molecular function: transcription cis-regulatory region binding; protein binding. Lineage: Eukaryota; Metazoa; Chordata; Mammalia; Carnivora; Otariidae. Gene Ontology annotation, biological process: positive regulation of transcription by RNA polymerase II. The coding region runs from base 421 to 1608 and encodes 395 amino acids. The transcript has 9 exons. The record is from RefSeq and is a predicted model, not a curated record.